UUUCCUCCUCAAUAUAUUAUGAUUUCCUUCCUUUCCAUUGCCAACGCAUCCCCAUUUUCUCAAAUCAUUUGCUGAGAAAGAUUGCUGCAGACAUGGCGGAUGGGACCAAAGCCGUCUUCUCAGCUCUUGAUGGGGCUAAGACCCAACUUUAUCAUUUCAAGGCAAUCGUUAUUGCUGGUAUGGGAUUCUUCACUGAUGCUUAUGAUCUCUUCUGCAUCACUGCUGUCACCAAGCUGAUAGGCCGCCUAUACUACUAUGAACCUGCCCUACAAAAACCUGCCCCUGGUAAGCUACCAGACAACAUCAACAAUGCUAUAACUGGAGUUGCCUUAUGUGGAACUCUAGUAGGGCAACUCUUCUUUGGAUGGCUCGGAGAUAAGCUUGGUAGGAAGAAAGUUUACGGGAUAACUCUAGUUACUAUGGUGGGUUCUGCCUUGGCCUCUGGCCUUUCCUUUGGAUUCACUGCCAAAAGUGUGGUUGGUGCUCUCUGCUUCUUUCGCUUUUGGCUUGGUUUUGGCAUUGGUGGGGAUUAUCCACUUUCUGCUGUGAUUAUGUCAGAAUAUGCCAACCAAAAAACCCGAGGAGCUUUUAUUGCCGCCGUGUUUGCAAUGCAAGGAAUGGGAAUACUGUUUGCAGGAGCUGUAGCCACAAUAGUGUCCAAGUUAUUCAUGGAUGCUUUCAAAGCUCCUGCAUUUAAAGAUAACCACAUCCUAUCGACUCAGCCUGAAGCAGAUUUUGCAUGGCGGAUUGUGCUCAUGUUUGGUGCUAUCCCUGCUGCUUUGACCUUUUACUGGAGGAUGAGCAUGCCUGAAACUGCUAGGUAUACUGCCUUGGUCGAGGGUAACCACAAGAAGGCUGCUGCAGAUAUGGCGAGAGUGCUUGAAAAGGACAUUUAUGUUGAAGAAACAAGCUCCAAACCUCCUUCUGCAGCUAAUCCCACCACUCCUUACCGACUCUUCUCUUCUGAGUUCCUUAGGAGGCAUGGGAUUCAACUUCUAGGUACAACUAGUACCUGGUUCUUAUUAGAUAUUGCCUUCUAUAGUCUCCAGUUAACCCAGAAAGAUAUUUACCCUGCAAGUGGAUUGGUAGAUAAGGCCUCAACGAUGAAUGCAUUGCAAGAAAUGUACCAUCUCUCUAAAGCAAUGACCAUAAUUGCACUCGUUGCAACUGUUCCUGGAUACUGGUUCACUGUGUUCUUAAUUGACAGGAUUGGAAGGUACAUAAUCCAACUCGGUGGCUUCCUCCUCAUGUCUAUUUGCAUGGCAAUUCUGGGAAUCCAAUACGGAAAUCUUAGAGGAGAGAAAUCCAAGUGCGAGACAGAUUCCACAAAGGAUUUCUGUGAUGGGAAUCCCAAAUUAUUUGUGGUUCUCUUUGGACUUACCCUUUUCUUUGCCAACUUUGGACCCAACAGCACAACGUUCAUCGUCCCAGCAGAGCUCUUCCCUGCAAGAUUUCGCUCAACUUGCCAUGGUCUCUCAGCAGCAGCAGGAAAAGCUGGGGCUAUAAUAGGAGCAUUUGUUGUACAGACCUACACACUAAAAGGAGAGUCAAAGGAAAUCAAGAAGGCAAUCAUUGGACUUGCUGUGGUAAAUUUAAUUGGGUUUUUCUUCACUUUCUUGGUGCCAGAAACAAAAGGCAGGUCCCUUGAGGAACUCUCCGGAGAGGACAAGGAACUCGAUGGCCGUACAAAUGAGAAUGGUAGAAACUACAAUGCCAGUACUGAGAUGACUUAAUUCUUAGAAGUUCGUAUUCCUUUUCAACAUAAUCAUAAACUAUAGGUUGGUUUGCAUCAAUAAUUAAUAAGAAUAAAGCGAUUUCGUUUUCUAGAUCUUCUUCCUCUUCUCAAACAUAGAGAUGAAGAUGGGAAAACAG
Molecule: messenger RNA, 1872 nt
Organism: Hevea brasiliensis (rubber tree)
Lineage: Eukaryota; Viridiplantae; Streptophyta; Magnoliopsida; Malpighiales; Euphorbiaceae
Product: low affinity inorganic phosphate transporter 8-like
Exons: 1
Coding region: 93-1733 (546 amino acids)
Biological process (GO): phosphate ion transport; transmembrane transport
Cellular component (GO): membrane
Molecular function (GO): phosphate transmembrane transporter activity
Source: RefSeq, a predicted model, not a curated record